This is a messenger RNA of Stegostoma tigrinum, 3512 nucleotides long. RefSeq lists its product as uncharacterized. Bases 200 to 1726 code for a protein of 508 amino acids. The record is from RefSeq and is a predicted model, not a curated record. Gene Ontology annotation, molecular function: DNA binding. Lineage: Eukaryota; Metazoa; Chordata; Chondrichthyes; Orectolobiformes; Stegostomatidae. The transcript is spliced from 2 exons. Gene Ontology annotation, biological process: DNA integration; DNA recombination.
CAUUUCUGCAAAUACAGCUGAAUAGCAGUUAAACCUCGCCUUGCAGGGGUAUAUCAGUUAACACGCAGCUGUUGUUGAUAACACCCUGCGGGGGGCCCCCAGCCUGAGUGGCGAGUUUAAGUCUCAAUGCAGCAGUUUUCUUUCCCUUUUCUCUCUUUGUUUUUCUGCCUGUUUUGAACUUCAAUUUUUCAGCUGAUAAAUGGAUCAGUUUGAUCCUAAAGUUGUAGAGGAAGAUGCGAGGGCUAUAGCAGUUUCUUUGUCACCGACUUCUAUUUCUUUUAAGCAAGAAAAGGAGCCCGAUCUGGACAACAAAGAAGACUGCUUGUUGACAAAGGAAGAGGGCAAAGUCUGGUCUGGCAAACACACUACGGAAGAGAAGAGGUCGCUGGCUUUACAACAAGAUAGUGGGAUUCCAUAUAACACAAAAAAAGCAACAGCCUGGGGUGUCAGAGUUUGGGACGAGUGGGCUAAAACUCGAAAUAGCUAUGUCAUGGAGCAAGGUGUCCAGCGUAAUGAACUCUUCCUUUACGUGCCCGAACUCUGCUAUGAAAUCACCCAUGAUGAACUGAAUUUCUGGCUAAGCAGAUUUGUGCUUGAAGUUCGGAGACAAGACGGCUCAGAAUACCCACCCAAUUCUCUCCGUCUCCUGUGCUGCUCAAUCCUGCGACACCUGCGGGAAAACUGCAGGCGCAGCGACAUUGAUUUCUUCAACAAGCUGAAGCUGGACUUUGCUGAAUUCCGGGCUACCCUUGACGAUCGGAUGAAGCAACUCCAGCGACUCGGAAUUGGGCUGGUAAGGAAGCAGGCCCAACCGUACACUGAGGAUGAUGAGGAGAGGUUGUGGCAGGUGGUCUUCCAUCUACGAGAUGCAAAGAGCUACAGUUAUGCUGUCUACUUCUAUGUGUGCAAAGUCUUUUCCCUAUGUGCUGCUAAGGAUCACCAUAAACUAACAGUUGACCAGUUCGAGUUUGGAUGUGACAUGAUCGGUGAAUAUGUGGAGUUUACUGGCAGGCCAAGCAAUCCUCAGGACAGCCUUGACAAGUUGAAAAUUGUACAGACGAGACAGUACGCAGAUUCCCUGAAUCCAAGGUGCAUAGUUUCACUGCUGCGACGCUACCUCAAUAUGAUUCCCCCACAAGGCCCGUUUUACCGCCGCCCUGUACCUGGUACCAUGCAGUUCUCUGAGCAGGCAAUAGGAGUUCACACUUUGGAGCGAUUUUCUAAAGAGAUAUGUGAAGCUGCAGGAAUUUCAGGGCACCAUACUGGACAUUCUGGAAGGGUCAGCAGUGCAGCAACCCUCUACAACCGUGGGUUUGACGAGCAGUCAAUUAAAGAACGCACAGGGCCUACAGGCAUUUUGGCAAAAGGCUACAGGAGAGCUUCUCCUGCUCAGAUGAAGGCAAUGUCAGAUUGCCUGCAGCCUCCUAAUCCACUGAAGAAGAUGUCAGCUUGUUCGCCUUCAUCAUCAUCCUCAUCUGAUGACCGUAGUUCUUCGCCAGAUGAAGGCCCAAGCAAUAUCAUCAUCAUAUCUGAAGAUGGGACUGAUCAUUCACAAGAAGCUACAACUAUAUUCAGCAGGCCUGAGGUGAUGAUCACAGAACAGGACGGCAUACUGAAGAUUGAAAUGCCAUCUAGGACCUCACCACUGAUGCCCUUGACUUCACACCAAACAAUUACAAAGUUAAAAAUAGUGAAAGGAGACAUCGUACUAGAAUUAAAUUUAUAAGUGUGCCAAGCAAUGUAAAUUUCAAGUCCAGUAUUGCACAAUACAGAUUACACACAUUCACGUUAGUAUCAGAUGGCUCUGACAAAUGGUCAUUGACCUAAAAUGUUCUCUCCUUACAAGAGUACCGGACAGGCUGAGACUUUCCACCAUUUUUUAAACUUUUAUUUCAGGUUUCCAUCUUUUGCAGUACUUUGUUUUCGUAUUAACACAAUGGUGCUGUUUUAUGCCUUUUCCUUCGCUCAAAAAUGAACUCACUUUUGCAAGGUUGGAGUUCAGUUGUCAAGUGACCAAUCUUCCUGGGACUCGACUGUUUCAACAAUUUGUUCAAUUUGGGAAAACAAUAUUUCCUCACAAACAUUCAAGUAUAAUUUCUAGCUGGAAUCUCUGGACACUGAUAAGAGCAGGAACCCAAGCUAAUUUCCCCUUUUCUAGACCAAGGUGUGAAGGCAGAAAUGUCUUGAUUGUUACCAUAGUUGAGGUCAACUAGUUCAAUUCAGAAUUGGAAUCAAAAUUAGAGUGUUUGAGAAUUGUGCAGCUCAAUGAUAGACCUGUUUUACAGUUACUGAGUACCAGAGAAACGUGAUCUGCUUUAAAACGCCAUGAAUAUCCCCAUACCAUGUGCACUGACUCAUUAAUCAGAGAAUCAUAGAAUCCUUACAGUAUGGAAGCAGGCCAUUUGGCCUAUUGAGUCCAUACCGACCCUCCAAAGAGCAUCCCAACCAGAUCCAACCUCCACCCUAUCCCUGUAACACUGCAUUUCUCAAUAUAAAUUCACCCAGCCUGCACAUCUCUGUACACCAUGGGCAAUUUAGCGUGGUCAAUUCACCUAGACUGGACAUCUUUGGACUGUUGAAGGGAACUAGAGGACCCAGAGGAAAUCAUGCAAACACAGGGAGAAUGUGCAAACGCCAGACAUUACCUUGGGCAUGGAAUUGCAAUUGGGUGUCUGGUGCGAUGAGGCAGCAGUACUAACCACUGAGCCACCAUGCUGCCCAUACUAAUAUUUUAGCAUGAACAGCCUUGUUCUUGUACUUCAGUCAGUGCCUAAUUCUGAUUUGUUACCAGCAUCCCAGGAGUUGGUAGCUUGGCCUGAACUACUUCAGAUCACGAGAAUAUAACUAGAUGGUGCAAUGGGGCUAAACAAUAUUUCAAUAUUGAAUCCGGCCCCUUUUUCUGUUGGUCAUAAAUAAAAAUCACAAAGGAAUUGAUCUGGAGAAUAUGCAUCAAUCCAAGUUAUUGGGCAUACAGGAAAAAAAAUGCCAAAUUUAACACUAAACUGGCAAUGUCACAAGGCCAAACCACAACAGUUUGCAAUUGGAAAGCAAACCGUCCCACACUGAUAUAAUCUCAGGAAUUUUCGCAAAGGUUAAUUGUUAAGGCAAAAAAAAAUUGCAACUUUCUCUUUUGGUUUGGGAAUGUUUGACUAGACAGUGUGUGAAAUUUACAUACACCUAUCCUAUGCUGUCCUUUACCCUCAAGAGUUCCAUGUGGACAAAUGCUGAGAUAUCUAUUGUGCAUCCAACCUGUAUCUGUUUAAUCUAAUGUAUCUGUUUAAAUAUAAAAGUUUUCAUAAAAUUGUAGCCCACCAGAGUUAUACAAGGCAGGAUCAUUGUUGUGGACGUUUGCCAUUGUAAAUAAAUAUUAGACUAAUAUUGAUGUGUCUCUAAAAGAGGUCAGGCUGUUUCAAGUAACCAAUAAAUUGAACCAGAAAGGAAUUAUUCUGUAAUUAAACAAUGAUUUCCUGUAGCUUCAUUUCCUUAUAUUUCAGAUACUGUUCAAACUCUGU